AUGAAUAGGGACAAGGCGGUUGCCAUUAAGAGUCUCGGCAUACAAGAUGGUGGCUCGAAGGAUUCAGCUAAAAUAUUUAGUAAUCUACUCGAGACAUCAAAAAACUUGCCAACAACCUCGUCUGAAUUAGGAACGAUCUUGUUGAGUGUUAAUGAGAUAAAAAAGAGGGCCCGCGAGCUGAGGCAAAAGACCAAGCCAAAAAGCGAUCACACAAGAGCACACUAUCUAUUAGCUGGAAGUGGCCUUGCCAUUCAAGAUGUUGAAUCAUCGCUCAAUACUCUUAAGUCAAGACAAUUGAUCGAACAAAACGUUCCAAACAGAGAAGCAGAAGGUGAUCUUGACACGUACUUGAGAACUAAGAAAGACGAAAACAUUUUGUCCUCUAUCGAACAGUCGCUGGCUUCGGCUGCCAAGGAUUUUGACAACUUUGUAAAUCAAAACUUCAAUUUGGAUUGGGAGCAGAGGAAAGAGGAGGUGAGAGAAAACUUUGGUAUCAUCUUGAAAAAAAGAAGAGGUAAUGAAACGACUGUAAACUCUUCAUUUGAAGCCUCCCCACCGACAUGGGGUAGAACAGGACGCGGUAUUCUCGAUGGCGAUUCGAGACUUAAUGUUAACGAAAAUUUCGCAACUAGGGCCAAGUUUGAGAAGUACGCUAAAAUUAUCAAUAGCUUCAACAAUGCCAGACAGAACGGGUCCAACUUUUCGAUGGAAAAAGAGAUUUUAGAAAGCUUUAACAGCUCAACGGAAGCAAAUGACAGACAACUUCCAGGAGCAUGGAAAAUUUUGGAUCACGCACGCAACUCUAAAGACGUUAUUGCAUCAUCCAAGUCCUUUUUGGAGCUGCAGUUUUUGGAGUAUGUUGAAAACCUAUACAAGAAGAACUCCAACGAGGGUCUUCCUACGAACGUAAAUAAGGUGAAAUCCUUCAUUGAUCAAAAAUUGAAAAACUCAAAUAACGCAUGGAAAUACGGGAAUUUAACAGUCGUUAACGGUGUGCCGAUUUGGGCUUUCAUUUUUUAUCUUUUAAGAGCUGGGCUGACCCAAGAUGCCCUUGAGGUUGCCGUAGCAAACAAAUUAAGCUUUAAAAAAGUUGAGCAAUCUUUCUUGACCUACUUUAAAGCAUAUGUGAAUUCAAAAGACCGAAAACUUCCCAAUGAAUAUGUUUCCCGACUUCAUACGGAAUACAACCAACAUAUCAAGAACGCCUUAGACGGAGACCCAUUCAGACUCGCAGUUUACAAAAUAAUUGGAAGAUGCGAUUUGACAAGGAAAAAUGUCUCAUCAAUCACUUUGAGCAUCGAAGACUGGAUUUGGAUUCAUAUCAUGUUAAUAAAACAAGAUGUCUCGGACGACGACCCCGUUUACGAGAAGUAUGAUCUGACAGAUUUCCAAACAGUUGUAACAUCCUAUGGCGUGUCCACGUUCGACGGCUCGUACCUUCAUGUUCUCAUGUUGACUGGGCUUUACGAAUUAGCUGUUCAGCAUGCCAUGUCCAUCAACGAGAUCGACGCCGUUCAUCUCUCCAUCGCAUUAGCUAAUCACAAGAAAUUAGGCAUAUCCGAUUACAAGAGCGACAACUGCUCGGACCUUGUUACGGUUAGCGACGGCAAAAUGAAGUUAAACUUGGCUAAGCUUCUUGGGAAUUACACAAAGUCGUUCAAGUUUUCUGACCCUAGAAUUGCAAUGGAGUAUCUCACUCUAAUAAAUUUAGGAGGGACUAAGGAAGGUGCUGAAGUAUGUCACGAAGCUUUGAGAGAGUUGGUUCUGGAAACCAAAGAAUUCACAAUUCUUCUAGGAAAGGUGAACAGAGACGGUACUAGAAUUCCAGGUGUCAUUGAAGAAAGGCAGCCCCUUUUGUCAUUAAGUGAUGAACAAGACUUUUUGCAUAAGAUCACUGAGCAGGCCGCCAGACGUGCUGAUGAAGAUGGGAGAGUAUACGACAGUUUGCUCUUAUAUCAGUUAGCUGAUGAAUAUGACAUCGUGAUCCGCAUUGUUAACAAGCUCUUAAGCGACCUCAUGAGCAACACAGAUCUAUCACAGUCUUUGUUGAAUCUUGAUGAUAACAGUGAGACCAAUCCAGUUCUAAUUGCAAAGAAAGUGAUAAAUGUUUAUGUGAAUAACUUGGAAAUCGCACAGAAAAUCAAUUCGAAAAACAAGGAGACAUGCAUAUUACUGUUGAAGGUAGUCGACAUUAGAAAAUCCUAUUACUCACAAAAUUGGCAGCAAACGCUCGAAAAGGUGGAGGAAAUCGACCUAAUACCAUUUGUGGAUGAGGCCUCUUCUCGAAGAAAAGCGCAAGAGUUUUCGAGCUUGAGUCCUGAAAUUACAAAAAGCAUUCCCAAUUUGCUAAUUAUUACGAUGACUUGCGUUUCCAAAAUAGUAGAGUCGCUGAAUCAUAGCGAGUACCAGUCUCUGGCUAAAACUCAACAAGUCGAAGCCUUAAAGCGACUGGCUAAAAACUGCAUGAUUUACGCUGGCAUGAUACAGUAUAGAAUGCCCCGCGAGACGUACAGCAUACUGAUUAACCUUGAGGUGGGACUUUAA
This is a messenger RNA of Lachancea nothofagi CBS 11611, 2544 nucleotides long. NCBI's taxonomy places the organism in Eukaryota, Fungi, Ascomycota, Saccharomycetes, Saccharomycetales, Saccharomycetaceae. The record is from the annotation of a GenBank genome assembly.